Molecule: messenger RNA, 2599 nt
Organism: Humulus lupulus (European hop)
Lineage: Eukaryota; Viridiplantae; Streptophyta; Magnoliopsida; Rosales; Cannabaceae
Product: ARM REPEAT PROTEIN INTERACTING WITH ABF2-like
Exons: 19
Coding region: 154-2271 (705 amino acids)
Molecular function (GO): protein binding
Source: RefSeq, a predicted model, not a curated record
UUCCCAAAAUACCCUCCCAUCUAUUCUCUCCAGAAUUCAUUCAAAUCUGAAAUUUUGGUUUCGGAUCAGGCUUCUUGUGUCUGUAUCUCUCUCUCUUUCCCUGUCUGAGUGGUUUGGGUUUCACCGUUCUCAUCAGAGUUGCUCUACUCGUUCAUGGAGUUGCAGAGGCGCCAAGAUCAGUGCCUCCCGGAGAAGAAAGGUCAGAAGCGGAAACUGGAGGACGAAAUUGAAGAAGACGAUCGAGAUAUCUCUGUGCCGUCCGGCGACGUCAGGCUAGCUUUACUUUCCGAUGUCGGUGUGCAGGUUAAUAUCCUUAACUCCGCCUUCUCUUGGAACGAAGCCGAUCGCGCCGCCGCUAAGCGCGCCACUCAUGUCCUCGCUGAGCUCGCUAAGAACGAGGAGGUAGUGAACGUGAUUGUUGAAGGUGGAGCAGUUCCGGCUCUAGUAAUGCACCUUCAAGCGCCUCCGUUACUCGAGAGUGAUCGUGGUGCGAGACCAUACGAGCAUGAGGUCGAGAAAGGAAGUGCUUUUGCAUUAGGACUUCUUGCAGUAAAGCCAGAGCAUCAACAACUCAUUGUUGACACGGGUGCUUUGUCUCAUCUUGUGGAUCUAUUAAAGAGGUAUAGGAAUGGUUCAAUUUCUCGGGCUGUGAAUAGUGUUAUUCGCAGAGCUGCUGAUGCCAUCACCAACCUUGCUCAUGAGAAUAGUAGCAUCAAAACACGUGUCAGGAUUGAAGGUGGAAUUCCACCAUUGGUUGAGUUGCUUGAUUUCACUGAUACAAAGGUGCAAAGAGCAGCUGCUGGAGCACUGCGAACAUUGGCAUUCAAAAAUGAUGAAAAUAAGAAUCAGAUUGUUGAAUGCAAUGCUCUUCCAACACUCAUUUUAAUGCUUCGAUCUGAGGAUGCUGCUAUACAUUAUGAAGCGGUUGGUGUGAUCGGAAAUUUGGUACAUUCCUCUCCAAAUAUAAAGAAAGAAGUUCUUCAAGCAGGUGCUCUUCAACCUGUUAUUGGGUUACUCAGUUCUUGCUGUUCGGAGAGCCAAAGAGAAGCAGCUUUGUUACUUGGUCAGUUUGCUGCAACUGAUUCAGAUUGCAAGGUUCAUAUUGUCCAGAGGGGUGCUGUCGGGCCUCUCAUUGAGAUGCUUCAAUCGCCUGAUGUACAACUGAGGGAGAUGUCAGCUUUUGCAUUGGGAAGGCUGGCACAGGAUACGCACAACCAGGCUGGUAUUGCUCACAAUGGGGGUUUAGUGCCAUUACUCAAGCUUCUUGAUUCCAAAAUUGGGUCUCUACAACAUAAUGCUGCAUUUGCUCUAUAUGGUCUUGCUGAUAAUGAGGAUAAUGUAUCCGAUUUUAUUAGGGUGGGAGGUGUGCAAAAGCUCCAGGACGGAGAGUUUAUUGUUCAAGCGACAAAGGAUUGUGUGGCAAAGACAUUAAAAAGAUUAGAGGAGAAGAUUCACGGAAGAGUUUUAAACCAUCUCUUAUACUUGAUGCGUGUUGGGGAAAAGGCAGUGCAAAGACGAGUUGCUUUGGCCCUUGCCCACCUUUGUUCUCCAGAUGAUCAGAGAAAUAUAUUCAUUGACAGCAAUGGAUUGGAAUUACUUAUUGGAAUUCUUGGUUCUACAAGCCUCAAACAGCAAAAUGAUGGUGCUGUGGCUCUGUACAAGUUGGCGAACAAAGCCAUGACUCUUUCUCCUGUAGAUGCAGCUCCCCCAUCACCUACUCCACAGGUCUAUCUAGGGGAGCAGUAUGUGAACAGUCCUACAUUGUCUGAUGUUACAUUUCUGGUUGAAGGUAGACGGUUCUAUGCUCAUAGAAUUUGCCUGCUUGCCUCUUCAGAUGCAUUCCGUGCAAUGUUUGAUGGUGGUUACCGAGAAAAGGAUGCGAGAGACAUAGAGAUUCCAAAUAUUAGAUGGGAGGUUUUCGAGUUGAUGAUGAGAUUCGUUUACACUGGAUCAAUAGAGAUUACAGUAGAUAUUGCUCAAGAUCUUCUAAGAGCUGCUGAUCAGUAUCUCUUGGAAGGGCUUAAGCGACUUUGUGAGUACACAAUUGCACAGGAUAUAUCCUUGGAAAAUGUUUCAAACAUGUACGAACUUUCGGAAGCCUUCAACGCUGCAUCUUUGAGGCACACUUGCAUUUUGUUUAUCCUUCAGCAAUUUGAAAAAUUGAGUGCUAGGCCGGGGCACGCUAUUCUAAUUCAGCGAAUAUUACCCGAGAUCCGCAUUUACUUUGGUAAAGCACUUACUAAGCCUAACCUACAUAACCAGAGGCUGUAGAUUUCCCAUCCCGUUAUUUUGAUCCCUAACAAAAUACGUUGUACAGAAAGCAGUAGAUGUUCUUGUCGUUGUUGUUGUUGUUUUUGGGCCAUUAGAAGGUUCUAAUUAUUUGUUGAUUGUAGCUUUGCUUAUAAUCCCAUUCCAAAGGCGAGAGAGCGAGUGUUCUUGCUUGUCUAAUUUUUAACGGACCUGUCUUGUCUGUAUUAGUGUCUGGACUCUGGAACGGACUGGACUUGUAGUACCACUCUUCCUCGUCUUUGCUGUCUAGUGAAUUGACAAAGUACGUGUAUUGUUUCUAUAGUUAUCUACAAUAGUCCAUUGUAUUGAA